Messenger RNA from Acomys russatus (golden spiny mouse), 5573 nucleotides. It is a transcript of the gene Sipa1l3, whose product is annotated as signal induced proliferation associated 1 like 3. Gene Ontology annotation, cellular component: cytoplasm; plasma membrane; Golgi apparatus. Gene Ontology annotation, biological process: regulation of small GTPase mediated signal transduction; establishment of epithelial cell polarity; epithelial cell morphogenesis. The transcript has 20 exons. The record is from RefSeq and is a predicted model, not a curated record. Gene Ontology annotation, molecular function: GTPase activator activity; protein binding. The coding region runs from base 207 to 5534 and encodes 1775 amino acids. Lineage: Eukaryota; Metazoa; Chordata; Mammalia; Rodentia; Muridae.
UGCCUCUUGAGGUUGUCCCCGUGCCGCCGUCCACAGCGAUGGUGAAGGAUUGGACUCUACAGGCUCACGACCUUCAAGUGCACUUUCGGGGGCCAGCACCCUUUGUUCCAGGACUGGCGGGCCUGAACAAUGGCUGAGGGCCGGGGGACCCCAUAGACUUGCACCUCCACUUUCCAGGGGCAGCAGCACUCCAGUGCCCGAGGACUAUGACCACCUAUCGGCCUCUUCCUAAUGAUGGUGUGGACCUGGCAGCCAGCUGUGGGGCCAGGGCCGCCGACAUCCUCCCCGGGCCCCACCCUGGGGACUACACUCCCAUGGGAUUCUGGGCCCAGAACGGCAGCAUGUCCCAGCCUUUUGGCGACAGCCCAGCCACUGCCACCACCCGCCCUAGCCCCACCACCCCAGCGAUGCCCAAGAUGGGCGUGCGUGCCAGAGUGGCUGAUUGGCCGCCCAAGCGAGAUGCCCUGAGAGAACAGAGCAAUCCCAGCCCCUCCCAGGACGCAGACGGCGUGAAGACCACCAAAGCGACCCAUUCCGCGAGGAACCUACAGAACGGACAGCUCCCCUCCAGCACCCCAGCUCCCUCAGGUUCCAGAGCCUUCCACCGGCUCUCCAGGAGAAGGUCCAAAGACGUAGAAUUCCAGGAUGGGUGGCCCAGGUCCCCCGGCCGGGCCUUCCUCCCUCUGCGACACCGGAGCAGCAGCGAGAUCACCCUCAGCGAGUGUGACGUAGAGGAAGUGGGAGAGCCGCGGGGGGCCCGGCACCCUGGGGCGCUGCCUCUCUUCCGCGAGUACGGCAGCACGUCCUCCAUCGACGUGCAGGGCGUGCCGGAGCAGAGCUUCUUCGACAUCCUCAAUGAGUUCCGCAGCGAGCAGCCAGAGGAGGCUCGGGGCUCCCACAACCUCAGCGAGCUGCUGCGGGUGGAUCCCGGCAGCCUCUCCGGGGGCAGCUGUGGGGCCAAGGGGGAGCCCCGCAACGGCCAGCCCGCCAGAGAGAGCCUGCAGCCUCUCAGGGAGAGGGAGAAGCCCCGGAAGAAACCGGUGCGGGGACUGGGCGGUGGGGACACCGUGGACUCGUCCAUCUUCAGGAAGCUGAGGAGCAGCAGGCCUGAGGGGGAAGUGGGGCGGCCUCUGGGAGAGACUGAGGAGGGCCGAAGCCCCCCAGAGGCCAGCAGGCCGUGGGUCUGCCAGAAGAGCUUUGCCCAUUUCGACGUGCAGAGCAUGCUGUUCGACCUCAACGAGGCGGCCGCCAACAGGGUGUCGGGGGCCCAGAGGCGCAACACCACCACAGGGGCCUCGGCCGCCUCGGCCAUGGCGACGCUCACGGCGUCCCGCGCCCACAGCCUGGGGGCCCCCGACCCAGCCUUCACCAGCACGGAGGAUCUGAACUGCAAAGAGAGCCUGGAGCACGACCCGGGCGAUGACAACAGCAACGACCUGCUGCUCAGCUGCCCGCACUUCCGCAACGAGAUCGGCGGGGAGCGCGAGCGCAACGUCAGCUUCUCCCGGGCCUCCGCGGGUUCCCCGGGGGGCGGCAGCGAGGCCCACGUCGUCCUCGCCCCUCCUGCCGCGGAGCUCACCCCGAGCACCCACCGCACAAACGCCAGCAUCUCGGUGCUGGAGGUACCCAAGGAGCAGCAGAGGACACAGAGCCGGCCCCGGCAGUACAGCAUCGAGCACGUGGACCUGGGCGCCCGGUACUACCAGGACUACUUCGUGGGCAAAGAGCACGCCAACUACUUCGGCGUGGACGAGAAGCUGGGCCCCGUGGCGGUGAGCAUCAAGCGGGAGAAGCUGGAGGACCACAAGGACCACGGGCCUCAGCACCAGUACAGGAUCAUCUUCAGGACCCGAGAGCUCACCACGCUUCGGGGUUCCCUUCUUGAGGACGCCACGCCCACGGCCACCAAGCACGGGACGGGGCGGGGCCUGCCCCUGAAGGAUGCGCUGGAGUACGUCAUCCCUGAGCUCAACAUCCAGUGCCUGCGCCUUGCCCUCAGCACCCCCAAAGUCACCGAGCAGCUGCUAAAACUUGAUGAACAAGGGCUGUGCCGCAAGCACAAGGUCGGCAUCCUCUACUGCAAGGCGGGCCAGGGCUCCGAGGAGGACAUGUACAACAACGAGGAGGCCGGCCCCGCCUUCGAGGAGUUCCUGGAGUUGCUGGGCGAGAAGGUGUGUCUGAAGGGCUUCUCCAAGUACGCUGCCCAGCUGGACGUCAAGACGGACUCCACGGGGACCCACUCGCUCUACACGACGUACCAGGACUACGAGAUCAUGUUCCACGUCUCCACCCUGCUCCCUUACACUCCCAACAACAGGCAGCAGCUGCUGAGGAAGAGGCACAUCGGGAACGACAUUGUGACCAUCAUCUUCCAGGAGCCAGGCGCCUUGCCUUUCACCCCUAAGAGCAUCCGCUCCCACUUCCAGCACGUCUUCAUCAUCGUCCGCGUCCAUAACCCCUGCACGGAGAAUGUCUGCUACAGCAUGGCCGUGACCCGAUCCAAAGACGCUCCCCCUUUUGGGCCCCCCAUCCCUAACGGAACCACAUUCCGAAAGUCCGACGUCUUCAGAGACUUUUUGCUAGCCAAGGUAAUCAACGCCGAGAACGCCGCGCACAAAUCCGAUAAGUUUCACACAAUGGCCACCAGAACGCGCCAGGAGUACCUGAAGGACCUGGCCGAAAACUGUGUCUCCAACACCCCCAUCGACUCUUCCGGCAAGUUCAACCUCAUCUCCCUGACCUCCAAGAAGAAGGAGAAGACCAAGGCCAGGGCCGGCGCAGAGCAGCACAGCGCGGGUGCCAUCGCCUGGCGCGUGGCAGCUCAGGACUACGCCCAGGGUGUGGAGAUCGACUGCAUCCUGGGGAUUUCCAAUGAGUUUGUUGUGCUCCUGGACCUGCGCACCAAGGAGGUAGUGUUUAACUGCUACUGCGGGGAUGUCAUUGGCUGGACCCCAGACGCCUCCACACUCAAAAUCUUCUACGGCCGAGGGGACCACAUCUUCCUACAGGCUGCAGAUGGCUCUGUGGAGGACAUCAGAGACAUUGUCCAGAGGCUCAAGGUGAUGACCAACGGCUGGGAGACAGUGGACAUGACCCUACGGCGGAACGGGCUGGGGCAGCUGGGCUUCCAUGUGAAGCAUGAUGGGACGGUGGCUGAGGUGGAGGACUACGGCUUCGCCUGGCAAGCUGGCCUCCGGCAAGGCAGCCGGCUGGUGGAGAUCUGCAAGGUGGCCGUGGUGACGCUGAGCCACGACCAGAUGAUUGACCUGCUCCGCACAUCUGUCACCGUGAAGGUGGUCAUCAUCCCUCCCUUCGAAGACGGCACUCCCCGACGGGGUUGGCCAGAGACCUAUGAUAUGAAUACUUUGGAACCCAAGACAGAGCCGGAAACCAGCACCCCUGGAGGCCGGCCCCCCUACCGCAGCAAUGCCCCCUGGCAGUGGAGCGGGCCUGCCUCCCACAACUCUCUGCCGGCCACGAAAUGGACAGCCCCUGCCACUCCUGGGCAUGUCCAGUCCCUGAGCCGACUCCCGAAGCAGACGCCUGUGGUCCCUUUCCGCGAGUCCCAGCCACUGCACAGCAAGAGGCCCGUCAGCUUUCCAGAAACACCUUUCACGGCAUCACCAGCAGGGGCCGACAGAGUCCCUCCCUACCGACAGCCUUCCGGGAGCUUCUCCACCCCUGGCUCUGCCACCUACGCGAGAUACAAGCCAUCUCCCGAAAGGUACACAGCUGCCCCCCACCCACUACUGUCAUUUGACCCUCACUUUAUCCACGAUGGGACUUCUAGCGGUGACUCCUCUUCAGGUGGCCUGACCAGCCAGGAGAGCACCAUGGAGCGCCCAAAACCAGAGCCUCUGUGGCACGUGCCGGCCCAGGCCCGGCUCUCAGCCAUGGCUGGAAGCAAGCAUCCCUCCAGGCAGGACGCAGCUGGCAAAGAUUCUCCCAACAGACAUUCCAAAGGUGAACCUCAAUACUCAAGCCAUUCCAGCAGCAAUACCCUCUCCAGCAAUGCCUCCAGCAGCCAUAGCGAGGACCGAUGGUUCGACGCCCUGGACCCCAUGGAGCCUGAGCCGGACCCCUUCUCCAAGGGUGGCUCGAGUGACAGCGGCAUCGACACCACACUCUACACCUCCAGCCCCAGCUGUAUGUCCCUGGCCAAAGCACCUAGGCCCACGAAGCCACACAAGCCCCCGGGAAGCAUAGGCCUCUGCGGCGGGGGCCGGGAGGCCGCCGGGAGGCCCCACCCCACAGACCGGCGGCGGGAAGUCUCCCCCGCGCCCAUGGUGGCUGGCCAGAACAAGGGCUACCGGCCGAAGUUGUACUCCUCAGCGUCCAGCACCCCCCCAGGCCUGGUGGGGGGCAGCCGAGACCCACCGAGGCAACCCAGCGACAUGGGCUCCAGGGCUGGCUACCCCACUCAGGUUUACAAAACAGCCAGUGCAGAGACUGCCCGGCCGUCCCAGCUCUCCCAGUGCAGCCCCUUCCAGCUCUCCACGUCGGUCCCCAAGUCCUUCUUCUCCAAGCAAUCUGCUGGGCACAGCAAGCACCCAGCCGGGUGGAAGAGGACGGACGAGCCCCCACCACGGCCACUCCCCUUUACGGACACUAAGAAGCCAGUGGACACCAACGCAAAGAACGUCUUUGGUCAGCCACGGUUGAGGGCAUCCCUGCGAGACCUCCGGUCCCCACGGAAGAACUACAAGUCAACCAUCGAGGACGACCUGAAGAAACUCAUCAUCAUGGACAACGUGGGGCCAGAGCAGGAGCGGGAUACGGGGCAGUCCCCACAGAAGAGCCUGCAGCGGACACUGUCAGAUGAGAGCCUGUGCAGCGGUCGCCGGGAGCCCAGCUAUGCCAACCCCGCCAGCCUGGAGCCCGGCCCGCCCAGUGGUCUGCUCUUCACCAGCACCGGCACUUUCCCCUCCAGCACGCUGCCCGCCCGCCGCCAGCACCAGCACCCCCACCCUCCCAGCGGGGCACCCAGCACCGGCCCAGCCACUGGCAAUGGCUUCCCAGAGAAGAAAUCCGCCAUCUCAGCCUCGGAGCUCUCGCUGGCUGAUGGACGAGAACGGCCCCUGCGGCGGCUUGACCCCGGGAUGAUGCCGCUGCCGGACACAGCUACUGGCCUGGAGUGGUCCAGCCUGGUGAAUGCUGCCAAGGCCUAUGAAGUGCAAAGAGCCGUCUCACUCUUCUCCCUCAAUGACCCAGCCCUGAGCCCAGAUAUCCCUCCUGCACACAGCCCUGUGCACAGCCACCUGAGCCUGGAACGGGGCCCACAGACUCCUAGAACCACUCCCACCAUGAGCGAGGAGCCGCCCCUGGACCUGACGGGCAAGGUGUACCAGCUGGAGGCGAUGCUGAGGCAGCUGCACACAGACCUGCAGAAGGAGAAACAGGACAAAGUGGUGCUGCAGUCGGAGGUGGCCAGCCUGCGGCAGAACAACCAGCGGCUGCAGGAGGAGUCGCAGGCCGCCAGCGAGCAGCUGCGCAAGUUCGCGGAGCUCUUCAGCCGGGAGAAGAAGGGACUCUGAGGCCCCUGGGCUGGUACCCUGGGCUAGCCCCUGGGCUAA